AUGGAUACAAAAAAGAAAGGUAUAAUGAAAGGAUCAAAAAAGGAAUUAUAGGUUCAAAGAAUAGAUAAAUUUAGAAAUAAUAUAACUCUAGGAUCUAAGAAACAUAGAAUUUCUUUUAUUGAUGAGAUUAAUAAAUAACAAUCUCUUGCUUAAGUGCAUGAGGUAGAAAAUUGGAAAAUCUAUAAUAUUGAAGGACCUAUUUAAGAAGCAAAAUAAUCAUGUGGAUGCAUAAUAAUUUGA
Messenger RNA from Paramecium sonneborni, 240 nucleotides. The record is from the annotation of a GenBank genome assembly. NCBI's taxonomy places the organism in Eukaryota, Ciliophora, Oligohymenophorea, Peniculida, Parameciidae.